AUGCAAAGUCAACAAGCGACGGUAGAAGACUCGCAGCUCGGGUUGGAAACCCCGGAGAAGUAUGAACAGCAUUGUAUACUGUUUCCCACGUAUGCUACUAAACACGCGGACGAUGGUAGUUUAUCUGAUGAUUGGAAUAUAUGCGUUCGUGGUUGGGCGUUUUCAUCUCCAAAAAAUAGCAGAUCUCUUAGUCUAUUUUUAAACUUAACAUCGAAAGUAAAGGGUCUGAAGAAGGACGAUGCAACGUACGAAAUGUUACAAUCACGCAUUUCCCUUUUUUGGGCCAGCAACAUGACCGAAGGAGAGUUUACUGUUCAGACUAUCGGAAUUACUGAAUCAAAUAAAAUGGCUAUCGAGGGUGAUCCAAAUGAUCCUGUUGAAGAUGAAAACGGUGACGGUGAUUUUGAUAUCGGAGAUAUAAUAGGAAACCCUGGAAAGAUAUUUGGGAAUGCUGGGAAAAUAAUAGAGAACACAGGAAAAAUUAAUCUAUUAAAACAUCCCGUCAAUGAAAUAAAGAGUACAAAGAUAUCUUGUAAAGGUGGCCAAUUCACGGGUACCAUUGCUAUUCCUCAAUCUACUAUCAAGAAAUGGCUUCAAGAGGAAGAAAGUAAACAAUCCUUGUUUACGUCAUAUUCCAACAAGAAACCAAAGGUGCGAUUGAUCAAAAUUCAAGCUUAUGAUGCUAAAAUUUCUCAACCUGCACACGGUGUAGUCAACCUGAUUGGGUCGGAUGGGAUAUCAGUGAUUUCUGAUAUAGAUGACACAAUUAAAGAAACCGACGUCAUGGAUGGUGUGGGGAGAGUCCUCACAAACACGUUCUUGCAACCCACUAAAGCCGUUGACGGCAUGGCCGAUGUGUACCGUAGCUGGUACGAGAAAGGCGUUGCAAUUCACUACGUCUCCAAUUCGCCCUGGCAACUGUUCCCAAUGCUGCGUCAUUUUUUCAAAGAGCACAACUUUCCUCCGGGAUCAGCUCACCUUAAGUUUUAUGAUGGUCUUAUAAAAAGUGCUCGAGAACAAAAAGAAAAUCCGAUGGCUAGCAAAUUCAUGUAUAUUAGAGAGUUACUCAAAAACUUCCCCCGACGAAAAUUUAUCUUAAUUGGAGAUUCUGGAGAAUUGGACCCAGAGAUAUAUACUAGAAUCGCUCGUGAACAUCCAGAUAGAAUACUUCGAAUUUUCAUUCGAGACGUAUCGACUAAACACGUUAAAGACCUGCCAGUCCAACAGUCAAAGUAUUCGUAUGUUUAUACAUUCCCAUCAAUGGUGAGGAGUCUCAAAUCCUACUACCAAAAUAAUGGAAACGAGAACAAGGCUGUUGAGAAGAAUGACAACCUUAAUGAGGAAGCGACACCAACAAAAAUUGUAGAUAGUCCUAUAGCUGACGAGAAUUCUAGUCGGUCAGUGAAGUCACAGUCAUCGUUACUCGAAAAACUGCGAUCGGAUUUGUUAUAUUUAAGCCGAACAUCAACGCCGGGUUCGUCGCAUGCUCCAAGAGCACCGUCAAGCGCAAAUGUACAAUCGCCUACUGAAGAUUCGGUGACUAACGAACCUAACGCUGAUUUGAGUAGUUCUGGCUCCGGUGAAUCGCUUUCUAAAUCUACUUCUGAUUCUGACAAGCCUACCUCUGGUUCGGAUAAGCCUGCCUCUGAACAACUAAAGACUCCUUUGGAAGUGUUUCAUGAUCGUAUCGCUAAUUUGACAGCUGGACUCCCGGAGGGAUUAUUUUCAUUAUUUGAUCAAGCUAGUGAAUUAGACAGUGAUGUUAUUGUCGCUGAAGCCACAAAGAGAAACACCACGUUGUAA
Paraglomus brasilianum is the source of this 1803-nucleotide messenger RNA. The record is from the annotation of a GenBank genome assembly. NCBI's taxonomy places the organism in Eukaryota, Fungi, Glomeromycota, Glomeromycetes, Paraglomerales, Paraglomeraceae.